Messenger RNA from Plodia interpunctella (Indianmeal moth), 1369 nucleotides. It is a transcript of the gene mRpL3, whose product is annotated as mitochondrial ribosomal protein L3. Gene Ontology annotation, molecular function: structural constituent of ribosome. Bases 241 to 1326 code for a protein of 361 amino acids. The record is from RefSeq and is a predicted model, not a curated record. Lineage: Eukaryota; Metazoa; Arthropoda; Insecta; Lepidoptera; Pyralidae. Gene Ontology annotation, cellular component: mitochondrial large ribosomal subunit; ribosome. The transcript is spliced from 6 exons. Gene Ontology annotation, biological process: translation.
CGAAUCUCCAUCACAAUCGUCACAAUCCAUCCAUUGAACCUACCUAUCCAAAAUCUUUGGUAGGUCUGUACCUACCUACCUAACCUAACACAUAACAUUCUCGGAUUGUCGCUCGACUCCACCAUUACUGCGGGGUUAAAUUAUUUUUAUUUAUUACUAAUGAUAUUUAUACAUAAAAACAAGGCUAUACGUAACAUUUUGUAAUAACAUUUGAUGUUUUGACAAACAGCUAGCUAUACAAUGGCUACAUCUAAUUUGAAAUUAUUAUGUAGUACUUUCGGCAAGCUAAGUGUGGGUAAAAUAAUCACUCGUUCAAAUGCAUUUUAUAAACCACCAAGGUUUCGACCUCCUUAUUGGUAUAUGCCCAAGGAUCGUGUGUUGACUGAUGAUCAAUUAACAGUAGAAAAUAAGCAAUUUCUAGAAGAAGUUAUGAAUGACAGAUAUAAAAUUCAACAAGAAAGGGCAUCUCCAUUAGCUGAUGCCAAUACACAGCUAACCACAGCAACAGAGUGGAGCCCCCGCACUAGAAGAGUAGGAUUGAUAGCAAGAAAAAUUGGAAACUACCCAGUGUGGGACAAAAAUGGAAAAAAGAUAUUGUCUACAUUAUUACAGGUUGUGGAUAAUCAUGUCAUAAAAUAUAUUCCUCCUGAAGAGUUUAAACCUCAAAUACUCAAUAAAGUGAAUUGGCGUGAAAAGCAGAGGAUGGGUUGUGUUCUAGUUGGUUCUGAGACUGUUGAUCCAAGUACACUGAGAAAAGAGUAUUGUGGCAUAUUUGAUAGUGUAGGAAUGUUGCCAAAGCAACAUUUAUGCAGAUUCAUUGUUUCCCCAGAAGCAGCUCUACCAACUGGUACACCACUUUUUGCUACUCAUUUCAGAGUUGGUGACCAUAUUGAUGUUAGAGCAAAAACAAUGGAUAGAGGAUUCCAAGGUGUUAUGAAACGAUGGGGAUUUAAAGGUAUGCCAGCAUCUCAUGGAGUGACUAAGACUCAUAGAAGACCAGGUAACAUCGGCGCGGGUGGGGAAAAGGCCAGAGUAUGGCCUGGUACCAAAAUGCCAGGACACAUGGGAAACAGAUGGAGAAUUUUACGUGGAGUCAAAAUUCUUCGUAUCAAUACCAAACAUAAUGUAAUCUGGACUAUGGGAGUAGCUAUACCUGGAGAAACCGGGGCUUUAUGUUAUUUGUAUGACACUAUGCUGCCUUCGAAAAGACUAAAAACGGCGCCUCCAUUCCCUACACAGUCAUCUCUAGAAGAUCUACCUGUUGAAUAUUAUGAUGAAGACAUUCAUCCCUUUGAGGGAGAGACGGUAUCAUUUGAAGAUGUGUAAACCUUUUAACUUGAAAUAAACAUGAUUUAAUGUGAAGUAAUAA